Molecule: messenger RNA, 1659 nt
Organism: Didymodactylos carnosus
Lineage: Eukaryota; Metazoa; Rotifera; Eurotatoria; Philodinida; Philodinidae
Source: the annotation of a GenBank genome assembly
AUGGAUAUGAAUGAUUAUCUAAACAAAUCACAUGAAGUAUUGAAAUUAAAGCAAUUCGUUACAAUGCCAGCAGUCAAUGGAUUAAGUGUACUGAAAGAAAAUGAAACGAAAAUGAAUCAAUACUUACGUUCUUUAUAUCUCAAAAGUAUAAUUGAACAACCAUUAUAUUAUAGACUUCGAUCCACCAGUGCUUCACUUAGUGUUAUGUACGGUCAGCCGAAAGUACAUCGUAAUGGUUAUCCGUUAAGACCUAUUAUUUCGCCCAUCGGUUCGUACAAUUAUGAAUUGUCAAGACACUUGGCACAACUUAUUCAAAGAUAUCGUACUCCACCUCCAUCAUUUGUCAAAGACUCAUUUCAAUUCGUCGAAAGAAUCAAAAAUAUAGAUUGUGAGGAUGGUCAAAUUAUGAUAAGUUUUGACAUUGAAUCGUUAUACACAAACAUUCCUGUGUACGAAGCCAUCGAAACUGUAUUGAAUCUGAUUUAUGUUGAUGGUAUUAAACCCAAUGAUACUCCAUAUUGCAGAGAUGAGAUGAAAGAAUUAUUAAAAUUAGCGAUAUGUGAUGUUCCUUUCAGAUUUCAAGCAGAGUUAUACAAACAGAAGGAUGGUGUUGCCAUGGGCAGCUGUUUAGCUCCUAUCUUGGCUGACGUAUUUAUGAUUACAUUGGAACAAAAAUUAAAUAAAUUAUCGUUCAACAAACCACAAUUGUAUUUCAGAUAUGUCGACGAUGUAUUCUGUGUAUUUUCAAAAAAACAGAAUUAUGAAGCAUUUCUAAACACCAUUAAUCAAUGGCAUCGAAAUAUUCACUUUACUGUGAAAGUUGAAAAUAAUGGACAAUUGCCGUAUCUUGAUGUUACGAUCAUGAGAAAUAGUAAUGAUAGAACAUAUGACACAACGUUGUACAAGAAGCCUACUGACACCGGGUUAUAUUUAUUAUAUGAAUCCAAUCAAUGUCGAAGGUACAAGCUAGGUCUUAUCAAAACGUUGACAGUACUUAUUCUUCGGAUCUGUUCAACACUACAACUGAUUGAAACACAAGUGAAACGGCUAACAGAUACAUUGGGUGAUAAUGGUUAUCCAUCACAUAUUAUUCGAAAAACGAUUCUUGAGGGGAAGGUCAUUGCAAAACGCUUAGAAAAUCCUAAACAUAGAAAAGUUAUAAAAUCACAAUCAAAGUUAAGGAAUAUAUUCUUCACAUUACCAUAUUUUGGAGAAGAAACGUUUGUAUUGGGACAAAGAAUCAAGAAGCUAUGCAAACAAAUGAUUCCAACAGUGGAUUUGAAAAUUGCAUAUAAAAAAACACUGACAUUGAAAGGUAUAUUUUUACCAAUACAAAAGGGAUUAGAUGAAAGUAAAAAAAUGAAGAAUAUUGUCUAUUCUAUUCCUUGCACAAACUGUGAUUUUAAAUAUUUUGGAGAAACAUCGAGAGACAUUAACAUUCGUAUUGAGGAACACCGUUAUGAUGUGCGCAGCUACGCAUCAAAUUCAAAAAUUGUUCAACAUGUCCAUGGAAAGAAACACGUUAUGGAUUUUAACAAUGCAAUUAGUGUGGCACAUGAAACCAAUUGGAAAAGAAGAAUGAUCAAAGAAAGUCUGCUGACACAUUCAGCUGAUGGAAAGAGUAUUAAUGAUGUGAAAUUCAAAUUGAAUAUUUAUUGA